UCUAAUAUUGUAUUUCAGUAUCUAUCAGAUAAAUGUAUCAUGUGGGCUUUGAAUAGUACAAGUGAAAGAGAAUGCAGCCAGAACUGAGCUGUUUGUAUAUAUAAUUUUGGUAUUAGAGGCUGAUUAUUAUUGAGAAAGUUCCCAAAGCUUAGUUUCCGGUGACAAGACAGUCUUUUCAAGAAUACACCGAGGUUUUUGCAAUAGCUGAUUGGGUCCCUCCUUGUCCUUUGUAAUCAAGCUGAUUGAUGAAAGACUCAUCAAAAACCACCCACCACAGUCACUGUCUGACAGACCUACUUGAGUUGGUGGGUCUCCCCAUGUUUACUAAUUUUAAAGUCGUCCGCAUGCCACUGACUUCCUGAUGGAUUGCUCUUCUACGUGACAGACAUCAGGAAAACUCCAAAACCAGACCUCCUUUGUCAAAUGGGAUGAGGGGGUUUAAAGAGUGGGAGGAGGUGAGGGGGGUGAUGCAUCCUGUAGUCUGGGAUCACUAUGUGUGACUGACAUUCUUGAUUCAUCAUUCAACAACCUCAUCGGCAGCACAGGUAUAUAAGCCACAGCACACCUGCACCUACAAUAACGACUUCAGAUCUCUGCCAACUGACCUCAGCCUAUUACCAAAGUUCAGGUGCCUUGAGUGACUUCACAGCAUUAUGCCUGUGAGAGCGGCUGAUGUCCGGCACUGUAUCCUGACAAGCUGCUGGCUGCCUGCAGCUCUGGUGCUGCUCCUCCUCCUCUCAUCCAGCAUCAGCAGCGUUCACAGCACCACAGUGGAGCACGACUUCCACAUUGUUCACAAUGUUGACAACAGAAGUCCAGAGAUAGACCCGUUCUGGUAUGUAGGGCGUGGGGUAAGACCCAUUGGGCGCUUUGGGAAGAGGCACAGCAGUGUGGAGGCUCUGGGCAGCAGGGGGAUGCAGCCUGUUGUCAUGAUUCUGGAGAUGCUCCUCAACAGCCUCAGAAACAAAGAGGACCUCAGGAAAGUGCUGGAUGGGGAAGACAGGGAUUGGUUACUGUGACAGCAUGUCCCCCUCCCUCCAUCUACAAACUCUGAGUGUCUUUAUUUUUUAUCUUUAUGAAGGUUAUUUACUCUUUUGCUCUAGUACUUAACUGUAUUUCUCUCUGGUGUCUGUUCUGAAAUAUUUCG
Messenger RNA from Xiphias gladius (swordfish), 1147 nucleotides. It is a transcript of the gene prlh2, whose product is annotated as prolactin releasing hormone 2. Lineage: Eukaryota; Metazoa; Chordata; Actinopteri; Istiophoriformes; Xiphiidae. The transcript has 3 exons. Gene Ontology annotation, molecular function: hormone activity. The coding region runs from base 654 to 1019 and encodes 121 amino acids. The record is from RefSeq and is a predicted model, not a curated record.